CCCGUCUGCAGGAGCGGUUCAGGGACGGGUCUCUCCAGCCCUCCCUUAGCCACCCAGACGGUGGUUCCCCUCCAGCACUGCAAGAUCCCGGAGCUUCCUGUCGAGCGAAGCAUCUUAUUCGAACUCCAGCUCUUCUUCUGCCACCUCAUCGCGCUCUUCGUCCACUACAUCAACAUCUACAAAACGGUCUGGUGGUACCCGCCUUCCCACCCGCCCUCCCACACUUCACUGAAUUUUCAUCUCAUUGACUGCAACGUCCUAGCAGUGACCACCGCUGUCUUGGCAAGGAGAUUGAUCGGGGCCAUUGUGAAGGAGGUGAAGGAGGCUUCUCAUACUGGCCAGGUCUCUCUCUCACGCUCUAUUCUCCUGGUGCUGACGAGUUUUGCUGUCCUGACCGGGGUGGUUUGGAGUCUCAGCAGAUCCAUCCACCUCUUCAGGACGUAUUCGCUGCUCAACCUCCUGUUUUUGUGUUAUCCGUUCGGCAUGUACGUCCCCUUCCUGCAGCUGGACUGCGACUUCCGCAAGGUGGGCCUUUUCUCGCCAGUGGCCAGCCUCGGCCCUCGCGAGACAGGCGAGGGGGGCACAAGGGGCAAAGACUACCUGUCGGUCCUCAAGGAGACCUGGAAGCAGCACACGCGGCCCCUCUACGGGAUGGAGGCCAUGCCCACCCACGCCUGCUGCCUCUCGCCAGACCUGAUCCGCAACGAGGUGGAGUACCUGAAGAUGGACUUCAACUGCCGCAUGAAGGAGGUGCUCGUGAGCUCCAUGCUCAGCGCCUACUACGUGGCCUUCGUGCCGGUCUGGUUCGUCAAGAACACCCAGUAUUACGAUAAGCGGUGGUCCUGUGAGCUGUUCCUCUUGGUCUCCAUCAGCACCUCCGUCAUCCUCACACAGCAUCUUUUGCCUGCCCGCUACUGUGAUCUCCUCCAUAAAGCUGCGGCGCAUCUUGGCUGUUGGCAGAAGGUGGACCCGGCACUUUGCUCCAACGUACUGCAGCACCAGUGGACGGAAGAAUGCAUGUGGCCCCAAGGGGUCCUGGUCAAGCACAGCAGGAACGUGUACAAAGCCGUGGGCCAUUACAACGUGGCGGUGCCUUCUGACGUCUCCCACUUCCGGUUUCACUUCUUUUUCAGCAAACCCCUGCGGAUCUUGAACAUCCUGAUUCUCCUGGAAGGGGGCGUCAUCGUCUACCAGCUCUACUCCCUCAUCGUGUCGGAGAAAUGGCACCAGACCAUCUCGCUGGCCCUGAUCCUCUUCAGCAACUACUACGCCUUCUUCAAGCUGCUGCGUGACCGGCUGGUGCUGGGGAAAGCCUACUCCUACUCUGCCGCCAGAGAGACUGAUCCGAAGGCAAACUGAAGGCCUUGCACUCAACAGACACAAAAGGGGAGGGAGAGAGAGAGAGAGAACCAGCUCCCGGCUCCGUUGGCAGGUGGCCCGAGGUGUUCUGCCCCCUCCUCCUCCUCCACCUCCUCCUCCAGGCGCCUCUGCCACCAUACCGCGCUGCCUGAGAUGUGCUCCCCUGGAAAUCUCUCCCCGGAGCCUGGUGCUCAAGGAGCACGCAGUCAGGCCGGCCCUGAGCUUUGUAUUUCCCCUUUUUUUACCACUGCUUUCUGUUUGGUUUGGAGUUUUUUUUUGUUUGGUUUGGUUUGAUAACUGAUCUGUAAGGAAAAUAUCUUAUUUUUGUACUCCCA
Messenger RNA from Pogona vitticeps (central bearded dragon), 1694 nucleotides. NCBI's taxonomy places the organism in Eukaryota, Metazoa, Chordata, Lepidosauria, Squamata, Agamidae. The record is from RefSeq and is a predicted model, not a curated record.